AUGGGCAUCAUUCUGACUUUAGUGGAGCCAGUGGUGGUCAUCAAUAAACUGGGAACCUCUUUCUUCGAGAUGGCUCUCACACAGACCAUAUACAACCACUCUCUGAAGACAACAGCUGGAGACAGUGAUCGAGCACAGACGUUAUCCUCACGCUUCCUUCUUAUUCAGAGUGUAGUGUCCUCUGUGGCAGCUAUGCUGUCCAUCAUACCUCUGAGCCGUAUCGCUGACCAUCACGGACCUAAAGUCUUUGUGGUGGCCUCUCAGAUGGGUUCUGUUUUGGGCAUGUUUAUGCUUCUCAUCUUCAUGUACAGUGAGGUUCCUUUAGAGUUUCUGUACUUGGGUUCUUUGUUGCACGGUCUAAGUGGGGGUGGGCCGAUGUUCUGGGCCGGGGUGGCCGCUCUGGCCUCCCUGAGCUCGGAGAAAGGCAAGCGCACUCUUAAACUAAACAUCGUGGACUUUUGUUUUGGAGUUGCAGGGGUCGUGGGAGGUCUCCUGUCUGGAUAUCUCUAUCAGAUAGGACCUUCGGUUCUCCUCUCUAUUGCAAUUCUGGUCAGUGUGGUGGCACUGCUGUACUCCGUGUUUCUUCUAUCUGACGUGAGAUGUUCUGAAUCUGAGAGUGAGCCGUUGUUACCAGAAUUUGAGAGUGUGAACAGGAUGGACAAGAUCUCUGUAGGGAUACUGAUGGUUGCCAUGAUGGUUUUCAUGGUGGGCAUGGUUGGGGCAGAAAACGUGCUUCAGCUGUAUGUGUUGAAGCCUCCUCUGAGCUGGAACCCAGUGUGGGCAGGAUACGGCAGGGCUGCCACUAGUGCCAUGUACCUCAGUAGCUUCCUAGGAGUCCUGAUUCUGUUUAAUGUGUUAGGAGACACGGCGCUCACUCUUGUGGGCAUUGUAUCCAACUGUGCUGGGAUGGCUAUUAUGGCAUUUGCCAUUGAAAGUUGGGUCUACUUCUUGGGGCGAGUUUUCGGGCUGCUCCAGUUGGUUCUGGCUGUGACUGAACUUUUGUCUAAUGUCUUCUUCACCUCCAUCUACCCGCUGACUCUCAGCUGGUUCGCUGGAUUCUGCUUUCUCCUCUCCAGUGGCAUUAGCUACAUGAGUACUGUUCCAAUCCUGUGA
Molecule: messenger RNA, 1113 nt
Organism: Triplophysa rosa
Lineage: Eukaryota; Metazoa; Chordata; Actinopteri; Cypriniformes; Nemacheilidae
Product: thymic stromal cotransporter homolog
Exons: 2
Coding region: 1-1113 (370 amino acids)
Biological process (GO): transmembrane transport
Cellular component (GO): membrane
Molecular function (GO): transmembrane transporter activity
Source: RefSeq, a predicted model, not a curated record